AUGGAGAGUGGAAGUGAUAUGAAUCAUCUGCAAUAUAAUUGUGUUAGAUUUGAUAGAUUGUCUGCGAAUGAUGUUCUAGGCAAAGAGUUUAAAUCUGUUGAGGAAGCAGAGAUCUUUUAUUUUGCUUACGCCAAGGCAAUGGGGUUUGAUGUUAGAAAGGAUGACAAGUAUGUAAGUGCAAGGAUGGGGAGAGUCACAAUCCGUCAAUUGGUUUGUUCUGCACAAGGGAAGAGACGGGAGGAAUAUAUGAACAACAGUAACAAGGUCCGUAUGCCAAAAAAAUUGACAAGGUGUAAUUGUCCAUGUUUGUUCAAGGUAAGAUAUUUUAAGAAGAAUAACUCGUAUGUUGUAGUUGAUUUCAAAACAAACCAUUCCCAUGAUCUUGCACAGCCACACGAGUCACAUCGAUCUGUACCAGAUUCUCAUUUAGCAUUAGCUAAAUCUAUGAGGAGAGUACCCAUUAAGGUUUGUCAUACAUACCAAUACAUGGCUGACAGAGCUGGAGGCCUUACGAAAGUCGGUUUUAUAAGGAAAGAUCUGUACAAUAAGUUGGAUAUAAGUCGUCGAGAGGCUCUACUUGAAGGGGAUGCAAAAGCUGCACUUUCAUAUUUGGAAGGAAAAGCAGCCACAGACAAGAAGUUAUUUUGCAAGUAUAGCACAGAUGAGAGUAACAGGUUGGCUAACUUGUUUUGGAGAGACUCAACUUCAUUGCUUGAUUAUUCUUGUUUCGGAGAUGUGUUGGUAUUUGACAGCACGUACAAGACCAAUCACUAUGAGAAGUCGUUGGUAUUAUUUGCUGGUUCAAACCAUCAUUUAUCGACUACGAUUUUUUGUUUUGCAUUACUAGUUGAUGAGACGGUUGAGACAUAUACAUGGGCUUUGCAAAUGUUUUUAGAGUCUAUGAAGGGCAAAAAACCCAUUGCAGUGCUAACUGAUGGAGAUGAAACAAUGCGGAAGGCUAUUGAAGUAGUAUUUCCAGAUUGUCCAGAUCGUUUAUGUACAUGGCAUAUUGCAAAGAAUGCUCAAAGUAACUUGCAUAAUCCAGAAGUAAUUGCAGAGUUUCGGAGAUGUAUGUUUGAUGAAGCAACCCCAUAUGGUUUUGAGCAACGGUGGAAUGAUAUGGUGAACAAAUUUAAUCUUCAUGAUAAAAAUUGGCUCCACAUAAGGAAUCAUGGAGAUAUUGAGGGGUGGCAAGGCUACUAG
Messenger RNA from Rosa rugosa (rugosa rose), 1203 nucleotides. Its product is annotated as protein FAR1-RELATED SEQUENCE 5-like. The transcript has 2 exons. The coding region runs from base 1 to 1203 and encodes 400 amino acids. The record is from RefSeq and is a predicted model, not a curated record. NCBI's taxonomy places the organism in Eukaryota, Viridiplantae, Streptophyta, Magnoliopsida, Rosales, Rosaceae.